AUGACCUUGGCCACAAAUCUAAGCUUAUUUGAUCAAUUUUCAAUCCCUAAACUCCUAGGAAUCCCCAUACUAAUCCCCGCCAUAUUAAUAACAAGCAUGUUAUUAUAUAACCCAGAAGACCGAUGAUUGUCUAACCCAACAACAACCAUCCAAUCCUGAUUAAUUGCAAAAACAACUAAACAAAUUAUAGCCCCAGUGAAUCAACCAGGACACAAAUGAUCCCUAAUAUUGAUUUCGCUACUAACCUUUCUUCUUAUCAAUAACCUCCUAGGACUACUCCCAUAUACUUUUACACCAACAACGCAACUAUCUAUAAACCUAGCCUUAGCCCUACCCUUAUGAAUGGCAACAGUAUUAAUUGGGUUACGAAAUAAACCAACCGCCUCCUUAGCUCACCUACUUCCAGAAGGAACUCCAACACCCCUAAUUCCAAUCUUAAUUUUAAUUGAGUCCAUUAGUCUAUUAAUCCGACCAAUCGCUCUUGCCGUACGACUAACAGCCAACCUAACCGCCGGACACCUUUUAAUUCACCUAAUUGCCGCCACAGCGCUGAACCUACUAAUAACAUCCAUACUACUAGCUGCACUGACCCUAACUAUUUUAACACUACUAACGCUACUAGAAAUUGCAGUAGCAAUUAUUCAAGCCUAUGUUUUUACCCUACUCCUCUCCCUCUACCUACAAGAAAAUGUAUA
Gavialis gangeticus (Gharial) is the source of this 695-nucleotide messenger RNA. NCBI's taxonomy places the organism in Eukaryota, Metazoa, Chordata, Crocodylia, Gavialidae. The record is from the annotation of a RefSeq genome assembly.